Messenger RNA from Ceratina calcarata, 2959 nucleotides. RefSeq lists its product as uncharacterized. Lineage: Eukaryota; Metazoa; Arthropoda; Insecta; Hymenoptera; Apidae. The coding region runs from base 798 to 1625 and encodes 275 amino acids. The transcript has 3 exons. The record is from RefSeq and is a predicted model, not a curated record.
GAACAACAUUCACGCAUGUGCCCGAGAGAUCCUCUCGGAAGGGCGAAGCCCUCCGUUUAAUAAGACCGAUGGAAUUAUUUUCUACUUCUCGUUCAAUACAUUUGUGCCAAUUUCAACAAUUAUUACUCAGUGUCAUGUGAACAGAAAGAUAAAUAAACACGAAACGGUACUCGUGAAACGGCACUGACUUCUAACCAAAAAUUAGCUCGUACUAUACAUUUUAUUCUGACACAUGAUCCAGGAAUUCGAGUUUUAUAACACGUACACUAAUUAAUGUAGACAAGACUGAUUAUAUCAAAUGAAAUCAUCGACUGUAAUGUUCUCUAUUCAAGUGAAAAAGGAAAUGUCGACUGAAUUGAACAGUAUUAUGAGUAUCACAUAGGAGGCACAUUUGAUUUGUUAUACUUUUGUAUAUACAAACGAUUAAUGAACAUAAAAGAUACUCAGUGAAAUAAUGUUAUUUAAAAGUACAUUCAAAGGAAUUCAUGAAUCUCAGAAAACAGAGCAAUUAUGCUGCACUGACAAAGCAAUGAAUGCUAAGAAUCUCUAAUAUAUUUUUAAACGUCAAAGUAAAUCAGUAUUCAACAGAAUUGAAUGUAAUUCAAUUCAGUCUCUGAGUGUACAGGAGGAUGAAUGCCAACACUUCUGCAUCGGCCUAUUUUAUGACUAUUUUAGAAUAUCAUGAACAUUGAGCCAAGUGUUAUGUAAUUGAUCUACCCGAUGCAAAGUCUAAUCAAAUAUCACGUAAACUUAAUUGAAACUUGAUCCAAAUUCUAUGUAAGAAGAAAUUUAUACAUAUGGGCCUGACAAAGUUACUGAAGCGUAUGCUAUAUGCAAACUUUGCAUCCUGCAGCUCAAAAACGAUUGGAAUAUUAGCACCGUUAACGAUCCCACCUCUGCACAUUGCAUUCUUGUAUUACUUCUGGCAAGAAUAUUCAAGAGAUGUUGACAAACAAUAUUGCUCUUGUUCUUGUUGGGACACAGUGUUCAAAGGAUCGUACGAAUCGGGUAUCGCGUCUUAUAAACACAUGUACUUCAAUGCGACGUCGAACAGUUUAAAAAUCUGGAUAACAAUCGUGAUCGGAGUUAUCACUCUGUACGAAGUAAUGAAACACCUGACAUGGUUAGCUUUCCAAAAUCGGCUCAGAUUUUCAAUGAUGACACUAUUUUCAACCGCUAUUUUCUCCCAUUAUUACACCUGGUGGGUUUAUAUGAAUUAUUGGAACGACGAAUUCUAUUCCCAGUGGUACCAUCAAUUGUUUUUCUCUGUCACUGAGCUGAUAUCCACUUUCCUGGUUGUUCAUCUGGCAGAUAAUAAAAACCCAGUGACUCACAGGAAAGCGUUUGGUAUUGCCGCAAUAGCUAUUUUGCAUAUUGUAGCAGGUGGCUGGGAUCAGUUUGUCGCUAAUGUCGUCAGAGGCGAAGGAUAUGCACAUCAGGUCGUACGUGAUCUUGGGUUUAUGAUACCUGACAUUCUCCACGUUUGUAUACCGUUAUGGGCGGUUAAAUGGAGAAAUAUCUAUAAUCUUCCGGGUUCUGCCAAAAGAGAUCCGAGUAUCAGAAGAGAUCUAGCGUACAUGUUAGGGAUGAUAUGCAUCGGAUUAUGCAUUUGUGCCAUAUUGUAAUUUCAUCGUUAUAAACGCCUAAAAAUAGUGUCUUAACUUCGAAGGGGAAAGCCACUGUGACAGAUAAAGAAACAUCACGUUAAUACCUUUACUUUAAACGAUAUUAUACGAUAGUUGCUCCCUUAUUGCUUUCACAGUGGGUUUUUCUCUUGGGAAAAAAAUUGUUUCGUUUAAAUUAUUUUUUAAUACAAAGUGUUACGAAAAGAUAUACGUACAUCUAAAAACAAUUCGAAGAUACAUAUCCGCGUUUUUAAAAUACGUUUGACGGUGCUAGUACUUAUGAAAUGAUGAGUUACAUUACAAGAUGGCUUUAACAUAGACAGAAGAGAAUAGCUCGAGCGUACAAAGCAUUUUUGUUGGUGAGAGAUAGGGAAAACAUGCUUUGAUAUAUUCCCAUUCAUUCUCUUUCUCCUUUGUUCUGACGUCUCUCAUUCAAGCGCUCAACCUAUUCUCUGGAUUCUAAUCGACUAAUUUUGUAGACAGUUCUCGUUGUGACGUUUGAUAGUUCUAUACAUUAUUUCAUUAGCCACAUUAGUUAAAAAUACCUGUAGAGUACAAGUAGUUCGUUACGAAGACAUAUCCUUAGGUCAUUGAUUCUUUUUUAUCUGUGUCAACUAGUGACCUUAUCUUGCCUAUUGACAAAAUAUAUGAUAAGACCAACAAAUAAGUUGUCUAGAGCAACUUACGGAUGAUACUUAUUUCGUAGCAUGAGUGUGUUCAACAUUUAGAUAUAUGUACUUACUACGUAUUUAAGAAGUUUAUUUACAAAAUCGUUUUGUAGUAGUCACUUAAAUCACUUUUACAUUUUCGGAGAGAAACGUAAUUAAUUCUGAAACUCUAAAAGCUAUGCACAUGGAAUAUUUGAACAAAAAUUAUCAUAUACGAGCCAUUUGUUAUGAAAAUCGGAUAUCUUAAUUUUUUUAAUUACUGUGAUAUUAAAGUUUACGGUUUAACAAUAAACGAUUUUGCAUUUUUAGUUAUUAAUCGAUAUAUUCAAUAAUAACUAUAAUUUAGGGGCUGAAAGAUUGUGAAAUUGAAUUUUUUUCUAAAGUGGAGUUGCCUCAUUUUCAUAAUAAACGGCUGAUACAAUGUUUAGAAUGCAUUUCUUAUGACUAAAAUAGAAAUGUAAAGAAGGUGAAUGUAUAGGCGCAGAGCCUAGCCUUCUCGUUAAAAAAAUGUAAUAACGGCUACAACGAAGUGCCUAAAUGCAACGUGAAUUAUUUUGAAUCCUAUCAAUGACUUCAUGACAUGUAUUAUAUAAAUUGCUUCUACGAGUAAUAAUGGACAUUAUGUAAAAAUAUCGAAAGCCUAUAAAGAUAGUGAUAAUAAAACAA